Iphiclides podalirius (scarce swallowtail) is the source of this 1341-nucleotide messenger RNA. NCBI's taxonomy places the organism in Eukaryota, Metazoa, Arthropoda, Insecta, Lepidoptera, Papilionidae. The record is from the annotation of a GenBank genome assembly.
AUGAGACCUAACACGGGCCUUACGCGAUUCCACAACUGUAAUAUUCUCCGUGAAGGCAAAAUAAUAAAAGAAGAUUUAUGGAUACGCGAAGGGAAAAUAGUUAAUCCUGAACAAGUUUUUUAUGUAGAACAGUCGGAAGCUGAUAUAACUGUAAAUUGUGAUAAUUUACUUAUUGCUCCAGGGUUUAUUGACUUACAAAUUAACGGUGGCUGGGGUGUUGAUUUCUCAUUUGACACUGAAAGCAUUGAAGAAGGUGUAUGUAAAGUGGCAAAGGAGCUUUUAGCUCAUGGUGUGACAUCCUUCUGCCCAACAAUGGUGACAUCGGAAAGAGAGAAAUAUUCACAAAUUCUGCCUCGUAUAAAAAGAGCCCAAGGAGGAAAGCAUGGGGCGACUAUAUUGGGAGUGCAUCUUGAAGGUCCAUUUAUAAGUUUGUCAAAGAAAGGUGCCCAUGCAGAUGAGUUCAUCAUGAAUCCAGUUAAGGGUUUGGAAUCAAUGCGUGAGGUUUAUGGUCCAUUGAAUGACGUAAUUAUUGUCACCUUGGCACCAGAGUUGCCAGGAGCUAUGGAUGCAAUCAAGAGUUUAACCAGUCUAGGAAUCAAAGUAGCACUUGGACACUCAGCAGCCAAUUUGGCUGAUGGUGAGAAAGCUGUGAAGUGCGGGGCAAACCUGAUCACCCAUUUGUUUAAUGCUAUGCUACCAUUCCACCACCGCGACCCUGGUCUCGUGGGGCUGCUGGCGUCGUCUACCGAGAAGCAGGUCUUCUACGGGAUCAUCUCCGAUGGCAUUCACACUCAUCCGGCGGCGCUGCGAAUCGCCUGCAGGACCAACCCUGAAGGGUUGGUGCUGGUGAGCGACGCGGUCCCCGCCCAGGGUCUGGCGGACGGCGCGUACACCAUCGGGCCCAGGUCGGUGACCAUAGAGGCGGGCCGGGCCUACGUCACGGGCACCAAGGUCCUGUGCGGCAGCACCAGCGCCCUGGACCACUGCGUGGCCAAGUUCAAGGACGCCACAGAUUGCUCGCUCGAAUACGCUUUGGAAACGGCAUCAUUGCAUCCCGCCAAGGCUUUGGGGAUAGAAAACCGGAAGGGCAAUCUGAACUUCGACUGCGACGCAGACUUCGUUAUACUUGAGCCCGAAAGCCUCAAGGGCUGUGCCUGGUGCCACAGAAGUAGGGCAAAUAAGCCCACCUCCAAUAGGAGGGUAGCUUUAAAGAGCUCACCUUGUGCGCCUCCCAACCCUAACAGCAUCGCAUCAAUUGGCACUGAGCACGUGUCCCAAACUCCCCCCACCCCCCCCCACCCCCUCCCUCACCGCACCAAAGCCGCCCAGUGCCAUCCAAUG